AUGGAAGAGCGGGCACUCGAGGACUUUGAAAAGAGCGAUGGAGCUCUGCGAACCGUCAAGGAUUUGGCAGCUGGUGCAGCUGGUGGAAUUGCACAGGUUCUCCUUGAUAUUGUCAAGGUGCGGUUGCAAACAACCACUCAAUAUGCCAAUGCUCUUGAGUGUGCGACCAAGAUUCUUAAGGAUGAAGGCCCUACCGCUUUCUACAAGGGAACUUUGACUCCCCUGAUUGGAAUUGGUGCCUGUGUUAGCGUGCAAUUUGGUGCUUUUCAUGAAGCCCGGAGGCGCUUGGAAGAAUUGAACAAGAAGAAAUAUGCCGACAGUACCCUUUCGUACGGGCAGUACUACAUGGCUGGCGGUUUCGCAGGUCUCACCAACUCCGUUCUGUCUGGUCCCAUUGAACAUAUCCGUAUUCGCAUGCAGACCCAGCCACACGGCGCGAACCGGUUGUACAGCGGACCCCUCGACUGUAUUCGUAAGCUCUCCGCUCAGGGAGGCGUGCUUCGGGGUCUUUACCGUGGCCAGAGUGUAACCUAUCUGCGUGAGAUUCAGGCCUAUGGUAUGUGGUUCUUGACUUUUGAGUUCCUGAUGAACCAGGAUGCCAAGCGUAACAACAUCAAGCGCGAGGAUAUUUCCAGUCUUAAGGUCGCCACCUACGGUGGACUGGCUGGUGAAGCACUCUGGUUGAGCAGCUACCCGUUUGAUGUGAUCAAGAGUAAGAUGCAGUGCGAUGGCUUCGGCGCACAGCAACAGUUCAAGAGCAUGACGGACUGCUUCAAGAAGACCUAUGCUGCUGAGGGACUCGCUGGUUUCUGGAAGGGUCUCGGCCCGACUCUGCUGAGAGCUAUGCCUGUGUCGGCUGGCCGCCAACUUGGUGCCUUCAACCGCCAGGCUCGGACUCUGAACUCGCUCAAUCGUUUCUUCUCAACUGAGCCACCCAUCGACACCACAGUGCAAACCCGUAUCCAAGAGCGUGCUGCCGAAAUCGAGGCUCGCUAUCAGAAUGAUGUCUUUCCCGAGAGAGUCUCAAGGAGGCGCGCCGCCCAGAUGGCCUGGAAGGCGCAGGAUGAGCGAAGAUACGAAUUCCACAGUCUCGGUAGCACCGUGACAGACGCGUACAAACCAGAGGACAUCAUUCGGAAUCCUCCCAGACCCUCAGACGUUUCCCUGGAACUCCUCCUCGCAUCUCAGACACACCUCGGUCACUCGACAUCCCGCUGGAACCCACAGAACUCACGCUAUAUCUUCGGUAUCCGAGACGGCAUUCACAUCAUCUCCCUGGACGUGACCGCGGCGUACCUGCGCCGUGCGGCGAAGGUAGUUGAGGAGGUCGCGGCCCGGGGUGGAUUGAUCCUCUUCGUCGGUACACGGAAGGGCCAAAAGAGAUACGUGGUCCGCGCUGCAGAGUUGGCCAAGGGCUACCACAUCUUCGAGCGAUGGAUUCCCGGCAGCUUGACCAACGGGCAACAGAUACUGGGUCACUGCGAGGCCAAGGUCGUGAAUUGCGUGGAUGAAGAGAUCCCCAAAUUCGCAGAGAGCUUGAAGGAGCGCUCGGUCAUCAAGCCCGACCUAGUGGUCUGCCUGAACCCUAUCGAGAACGUCGUCUUGCUCCACGAAUGUGGUCUCAACAACGUCCCUACCAUCGGUGUCAUCGAUACGGAUGCCGAUCCUACUCGCGUUACAUACCCUAUUCCUGCGAACGACGACAGUAUGCGCGCCAUUGGAGUCAUUGCAGGUGUCCUGGGACGGGCAGGUCAAGCCGGUCAAGAAAGGAGAUUGGAGAACGCCAAGAACGGAAUCUUAAUGUACGAACCCAUCAAGGUUAAAGACCUCCUCUCCCCGGAGGAGCUCGCCGAACUCGAGGAACGCGAGAAGAACAAUGCUGCGGCCACAACCGCCGACAUGGCCGAAAUUGCCAACCAGCUGGACGAGGCCGCUAAGAUCAUCGCGGCCAACAACGUCGAGACACCCAAGGAAACCGAGCGGCCUACUAAAGCCGCCGAACCUCAAGCCGAACAGCCCAGCACUCAGGCCCAGACCCCAGAAUCUCUCGCUAAAGAUCAGUAA
Messenger RNA from Aspergillus alliaceus, 2064 nucleotides. Its product is annotated as putative mitochondrial carrier protein (Ymc1). Gene Ontology annotation, cellular component: ribosome; small ribosomal subunit. Lineage: Eukaryota; Fungi; Ascomycota; Eurotiomycetes; Eurotiales; Aspergillaceae. Gene Ontology annotation, biological process: translation; mitochondrial L-ornithine transmembrane transport. The transcript has 5 exons. Gene Ontology annotation, molecular function: structural constituent of ribosome; L-ornithine transmembrane transporter activity. The coding region runs from base 1 to 2064 and encodes 687 amino acids. The record is from RefSeq and is a predicted model, not a curated record.